Lodderomyces orthopsilosis Co 90-125 is the source of this 843-nucleotide messenger RNA. Its product is annotated as RNA polymerase II subunit B1 CTD phosphatase. Gene Ontology annotation, molecular function: RNA polymerase core enzyme binding; RNA polymerase II CTD heptapeptide repeat phosphatase activity. Lineage: Eukaryota; Fungi; Ascomycota; Pichiomycetes; Serinales; Debaryomycetaceae. The record is from RefSeq and is a predicted model, not a curated record. Bases 1 to 843 code for a protein of 280 amino acids. The transcript has a single exon. Gene Ontology annotation, cellular component: nucleus; cytoplasm.
AUGGAGUUAAUGACAAUUGAAAAGUUUUUACCGUACUUGGAACCAUAUGCCAAUAAAGAACUUCUAACGCCAGCCGAAGCACUUCAAUUAUCUUUGCUCAUCACCGAAUUGCUUGUUGACGAUUAUGUUGAUUUUGGUUUGUUGAAAUUCUUAUCGAGAUUCCUCACACAACAGUCAUAUGAUGAGAUAAUAGAAGAGCGAAACAUUGAGCAUGAAUGUGGUUAUCCAUUGUGCAAUAAUCAACCAAAACUGUUGGUUCGAAGACUAAGUUUGAAUAGUAACGGUACCACAACUGCACUGAUGUCCGAUAUUGGCGCAUCAACAAAGUAUCAAAUAUACAACCGGAAACCAUCAAUCAUAUUACCCAACACUUACAAGAGUCAAUAUUGUUGUAAGGACCAUUAUCAGGCUAGUAUAUUUUAUCGCAAUCAACUAUCCAAUGAAGCAAUAUUUGCUCGCAAGGACAUUAUGGUGAUACCUCCAUUCCAUGGUGGCAAAAAUUGGUAUGAGAAUUCAAUUACGUUGUUAGAAGAAGUAAUUGCCAAACACAAAGAGUUGAAACAGGAAGGUAAGACAAUGGCUGAAGUAGUGGCAAUGAUGAAUGGGCUUAGUAUGAAUGGAGAUGAAAUGAAUGAAGAUACAAACCAAUUGAUUAAAUUGAUUGAGGAUUUUGAAAUCGUCGAAAAAGAAGUUGAUCAUCAUGGUCAUCAGAUUGUUGAAGGGAAAAUACCUGAACAAGCUAUUGAAAGUGAUGAUGAUGAUGAAGUAGAUUCACGUUUAGCGCACAACAAGAUUGAAGGCUACAUCACUACAAAUAAGAGUUUUGGUGGGUAUGUGGUAUAG